GUCUUUUGCUGCUCUCAGCUCGACCUCUUCACGCAAGAGCUAUCCCUCGAGCAGACUGUAAAUUUCUUGUGCUAUCACUCAUCCGCGGGUAUGCUCCUGAUGAGCUGGAUAUCAAUAGCAUGUCAGCUUGGUCUACUGGCAACAGCACGCGCACAAGCAACAUCCAAUUCCACGCUCGAUGCAGUCUCCAUUCAGACUUCGAGCGCUAGCUCGCCCACCCCUCUGCCUUCGCCUUCGGGUGGCAUUAUCGUGUAUGGGAACACCGUCUAUACGACAGUGAUCGGCACCACUGUAUCGUUUCAAUCGGUCACUUCUGUCCUCUCGCCAGUGAGCAACAGUCCGACCCGAACUUUCAUUACUGCGGUACCCACCUCAAUGGCCGUCUUCGCGACUGUGACGAAGCGCAUACCAAUUUCUACGCAGGUGCCCGAUCCUACGCCCACGCCCUUGCUUCCUGGCACGAUCGCUACAAACGGAAAGCCGAUACUCAAUUUGGAUACACACAUCGACCCAGCCUUUGCGCUGUUGGCAGCUUGGCUCAUACUCACAGGAUUACCUAUCUUGCUGCUCGGGCCUCGUCACAGAUGGAUUGGUCAUUUCGUCGCUGGCUGGUAUCUCGUUGCUCUUGUUAUCCUUGUCUGCGUACUCCGCUUCGGCAUACAGAACCAAGUCGUUGCGCCGGGCGUCGGUCUCCGUGUCGGCUUCUUCUUUAUAUGCUCUGGCAUCUCACUGCUAGGAGCUGUCAUUUCUGCAGUCUAUCGUCAGGCUACACAAUCGUUCACGGUCGCACCCCUGGCCAGCUUCCUCUUUGCGCUAUAUCUACAGUCUGUCCGCUCAGAUGGACUGUUGCGCGAUGACAGCGCAAAGUGGGUUUUUAUGCUCGCCACCACCGUCACCUGGUUCUCUCUUGGCUGCGUACCACGCUUUCAGAAUGCUGUACAGACGAUCUCUUUUGCCUGGCUUGGCGCAAUAGCAUUCAUCGUCGGCAUUGAUUGCGUUACUUGUAUGGGCUACAAAGAGAUGCUCAUCUGGAAUCUCGGCUUCAAGAUCUUUCCAUCCCUUGCUCUGCACUUCCCCAUGGUCGUCGGCAUUGCAAUCGAAGUAGCGGCAAUCCCAUUCGUGGCUGUAGUCGGUAUCGUCGUACAGGUUCGCUAUGCCACGUUCUUGAAGCUUCGUCACGAAGCGGAAAUCAGCGAAGAGCUCACUCGAGAGACCGAUCACGAGCGCUGGUCGGCCUCUGAUGGAUCUUCUCGUCGCCCGUCCGGCGUGCUGCCAUAUGAUCGCAAGGAAUGGGAGAAACGAUACCCUGCGAGCAUGCAUUCGACGCAAUCAACACUUGCCUGCAAAUACGCACCUGCGUCAACCGACGGCUGCGCAGAAGCAAAGAGGCCGCCUGCUCGCAAGGCGCUCAUUGUGGCGCCAGACUUCGACUCGCUGCCGAAAAAGCGUAUGUCCAAUUACAACUGGCUGUCGACCUUACUUCCACACGGUGGCCGUGACCCGCGCGAUGUUGUCGUAGCUAGGAUUACGAAGAAAAGAGGCUCACUGCCUCGAUACGUCAGCGAUCGACCUGGACCGACGGAAGCCUUCAUGCCUGCGCCCGAAUGUAGUCCGCCAAGCACGAGCGAGCCCGAUGACCGAAGGCGCUCAUGCAUCUUCUCAACCGAUCCCGCCGCACGCACAUCAGCGAUCAUUUCGGAGGGACAGCGUGCCGUACUAGAGGAGCGCGAGAGGACAAAAGCAGAGAUUCAGCUGUUGCGCAAAUCAAUCAACGACCUAAGCGAGGCGAUUACCCCGCCAAAAGGUGCUCGCCCCCGUUCGUUCUCCUCGCCGCAGUCACUGUCUCGCAAAAGGUCGCCUCCGGCCGUGCCAGCGAUUGAUCCGAACUACGCGAGCCUCUAUCGUGCGCCUGCGGGUCUUCAGCACAAGGCCCAACGAGAGUCUAUUGCAACGCGACCCGCUUCGCCUUCAUCGUCUGUGGCCUCGUCUCGACACAAUCUGCCGAAAGCUGGCUCAGCAUCGUUGCCCGCGGAGAAGAUGCUAUUGUCCGAGCUCUCUGCUGGGCAAGAUCGUCGUCAGCGGGCUGCAAACAAGCGUAUGUCUUACGUCUCUAGCGAUGGAGCACCACCACCUUUGGUCAAGUUCGAUGCGCCCAGCGACCCGUUUGCAGGGAAUCACAGACAGCGCCUCUCGUUCGUAGCUACGUCAGCACCACUAUCUGCUAAGAUUGCAGGAAGGGCGCCGGAUCCCUGGACCGGUAGGCCACUGGAAGAACUUCUCGAGCAUUCACGCUCUGAUACAGCAGACGAUCCUGUGAAGCAUGAUCUCAUGUCGCGUCACCGUCAAAGUUUGGCAAAGAUGCAGAGGCCUGUCAGUCUUGUACUCAGCAGCGAUAGUCAGCCAUCGUCACCCGAACGACCGCGGGCAAGUCGUGGUCAGCUGAUUAGGGAGGCACUGGAUGCAAAGCGCAAAGAAGACUCACGCUCGCUACGUUCGUUCAAAUUACGUUCUGGGUCUAUCAAUCAAGGAGCAGAAGAGACUUUGCGGUCAUCUGUCACUUCAGACAAGCGCGUGGCUGCGACAAGCACGAAUGAACGCACAUCCACAAUACAGCAGCCUGGCGCAAUUCAAAUCACUCGUCCAGCUUCUCCACCUGGCAAACGCGGCUCUCUACUGGCAGAUGCAUUCGACAUGGAGCGUCUGCGCUUCGUCAACCAGGCAUCGUCCCGUUAAUACUACACUCGCAUCCCUCUUGUUGUCAAUCUAUUCAAUCGAAGGUCGUCUAGACAGUUUGUCCUUGACAUCGAGCCAUUUAUCGACGGCGAAAUCGACGCAAGCAGGUGCGCUGCAGAACACCAUGAAUGGUCCAAAGCAGACUGCCUGG
Molecule: messenger RNA, 2884 nt
Organism: Mixia osmundae IAM 14324
Lineage: Eukaryota; Fungi; Basidiomycota; Mixiomycetes; Mixiales; Mixiaceae
Exons: 4
Coding region: 91-2733 (880 amino acids)
Source: RefSeq, a predicted model, not a curated record